Molecule: messenger RNA, 1719 nt
Organism: Quercus lobata
Lineage: Eukaryota; Viridiplantae; Streptophyta; Magnoliopsida; Fagales; Fagaceae
Exons: 2
Coding region: 1-1719 (572 amino acids)
Biological process (GO): DNA integration
Molecular function (GO): RNA-DNA hybrid ribonuclease activity; nucleic acid binding
Source: RefSeq, a predicted model, not a curated record
AUGAACAAACUAGAAGCAGCAGGGAGAAUGGUCCAAUGGGCGAUCGAACUCAACCAAUUUGACAUCGAGUACCAUCCAAGAACGGCUAUCAAGGCGCAAGCUCUGGCUGACUUUAUCGCUGAAUUCACUCUUCCAGACGAAGAUGGAAUUACUGACGAAGUUGAUAAAUGGACAAUACAGACAGAUGGUUCGUCAGCCCAAAAGAAGGGGGGAGUAGGGGUCGUCAUAACCACCCCCGAAGGAGAAGUGAUGAAAUAUGGGGUUCAACUAAAGUUCCCAGCCACCAAUAACGAAGCCGAGUAUGAAGGAAUAUUGAUGGGCUUAAGGCUUGGGAAAGCUCUUGGUGCCAAAAACUUGUUGAUCCAGAGUGAUUCAAAGCUGGUAAUCGGACAGAUCAGUGGAGAGUACAAGGCAAAGGAAGAAAGGAUGCAGAAAUACCUUAAACUGACAAGGCAACUAACUCAGGAGUUCGACACAGUGGAGUUCGUUCAGAUACCAAGAAGCCAGAAUAUUGGGGCCGACGAAGUAUCAAAGAUAGCGUCAUCAAAAGAAGGGAGGACGGGCAUGGACAUGGCAAUAGAGAUCCAGAAACACCCGAGUAUUGAAGAGGUUGCGGUGUUCACCAUCCUAAGGACAGACACCUGGAUGACACCCAUUAUAUCCUUCCUCCAGGACGGGCACCUACCUCAGAACACUGACGAAGCAAGAAAGAUCAAGAAGAGAGCAGCCAGGUUCACGAUCCUGAACGACGUCUUGUACAAGAGAGGCUUCUCUAUGCCUUACCUGAAGUGCGUCGACGAAGAAGAGGCCAAAUACAUCCUGGAAGAAGUACACGGAGGAAUCUGUGGCGACCAUGCCGGCUCCAGAUCCCUGGUCAACAAGGUGAUAAGAGCAGGGUAUUUUUGGCCAACCAUGCAGGUGGAUGCUGCUGAUAUCGUCAGAAGGUGCGACAAAUGCCAGCGGUACGGGAAUGUGCAACGGCUUCCAGCGGAGAAAAUGACGACCAUAGCUUCCCCAUGGCCAUUCGCACAAUGGAGAAUCGAUAUCGUCGGUCCUCUGCCCCAAGGUAAAGGUCAGUUCGACAACCAAGGCUUCAGAGAAUUCUGCUCAGACCUCGGAAUCAAGAAUCAGUUCUCAUCCCCAGGACAUCCCCAAGCAAACGGACAGACGGAAGUAACGAAUAGGACGUUGCUCAAGAUUAUCAAAACCAAGCUGGACGAAGCAAAAAGUGCCUGGCCAGAAGAACUACCUAGUGUCCUAUGGGCUUACAGGACCACAGCCAGAACCCCAACAGGAGAGACACCCUUCAGGCUUACCUAUGGCAUAGAGGCAGUAAUCCCAGUAGAAGUUGGAGUAACAAGCAUCAGACGAGGAACAUUCAGAGAAGGACUCAAUGACGAUGAACUGCGGCUCAACCUGGACUGCCUAGAUGAAGUAAGAGACAACGCGUCCAGUAGAAUGAUAAAGUAUCAAAAAAAGAUGACCGAAUACUACAACAAGAGGGUUAAACUCAGGCGACUGGACAUAGGGGACCUCGUCCUUCGCAAAGUCACUACAGCAACCAAAGACCCUACUCAAGGAAAGUUGGGCCCUAUGUGGGAAGGACCUUACCGCGUCAUUCACUACUCUAGACAAGGAAGUUACCAUCUGGAGACUAUGGACGGACAAAAGCUCCAACGGCCAUGGAACAUUGAGCAUUUAAAGAAAUACCAUGAGUAA